This is a messenger RNA of Antechinus flavipes (yellow-footed antechinus), 716 nucleotides long. RefSeq names its product dixin-like. The coding region runs from base 60 to 716 and encodes 218 amino acids. Gene Ontology annotation, molecular function: protein binding. Lineage: Eukaryota; Metazoa; Chordata; Mammalia; Dasyuromorphia; Dasyuridae. The record is from RefSeq and is a predicted model, not a curated record. Gene Ontology annotation, cellular component: cytosol. The transcript is spliced from 5 exons. Gene Ontology annotation, biological process: canonical Wnt signaling pathway.
CUUCCUUGUCUUUGAUUCCUGAGAGGGCCUUUGACCCAGCAUCCCUAGGACCACAGAAAAUGGGGACCCCAGUGAUCAUGGGGUAUUGUAAUUCUCUGCAGGCAGGAGAGCCAUUGCAACAAUUACAGACCUACGUGGCCUGGGUGAAUGCCCAGCUAAAGAAGAGGCCUGAGGUGAAACCCGUGCAAGAUCUUCGGCAAGAUCUUCGGGAUGGUGUCAUCUUGGCAUACCUGAUAGAGAUUGUUGCUGGAGAGAAGUUGAAUGGGUUGCAACUGAAUCCCAGCAAUCAGCAGGAAAUGAAGAACAAUGUGGAAAAAGUGCUACAGUUUGUGGCCUCCAAAAAGAUUCGAAUGCAUCAGACCUCUGCUAAAGACAUUGUGGAAGGAAACCUGAAGUCUAUCAUGAGGCUGGUCCUUGCCUUGGCAGCACAUUUCAAACCUGGUUCCAAUAGGAUGGUGAGCCACAGAAGGAACUCCAGAGCCCCAGUGCAGAGUCACCAACCACACUCUGCCACUGCAGUGGCUCAGGGUGCAGCUGCUGCUUUGGCAGAUGUAUGUCAUGACAUGUCACGGUCUGGGCGAGAUGUCUUCCGAUACAGACAAAGAAACAGCAGCAUGGAUGAAGAAAUUGAAAAUCCGUACUGGAGUGUUCGGGCACUGGUGCAACAAUAUGAGGGGCAUCAAGGACCCUCAUCCAAGGCCAGCUCCUCCAGGUAA